UCGUCCUCGCUGCUACGGCCGCCUCUUCUCCUCCUUCUCCUCGGCCAUGCGAGCCCGGCUGUCCCGUCGGGGCUGCGCUAUUUUGGGUUUGCUGAGCGCGGUGGCUUUGCUAGCUCUCCAGCUGCCUAUGCCUCCUUUCGGGUCGCCCACGGGCGCCCGAGCUAGAAGAGGGACGACCGGGGUGCUUUCCUCCCUACUGCCUGAGCAACUUUCCCAACCCGUCCAGGCCAAACCCCCUCCGGAUCCCUCCGCGCCUGGAGAGUGGGGAAAAGCAUCCCACUUGACCUUGGAUGCUGAGCAGAAGAGCCAGGAGGAACGCUUGGUGGAGCGCUAUGCCAUCAACGUCUACCUUAGCGACCGCAUCUCGCUGCACCGUCACAUCCAGGACGGUCGGAUGUCCGAGUGCAAAGCCAAGGCGUACAACUACCGCCAGCUGCCCACCACCUCGGUGGUCAUCGCCUUCUACAACGAGGCCUGGUCCACCCUCCUGAGGACAGUGCACAGCGUCUUGGAAACCAGCCCGGCCGUUGUGCUGAAGGAGAUCAUUCUGGUGGACGAUCUCAGCGACCGGGCGUACCUGAAGAGUGAGCUGGAGGCCUACCUCAGCCGCCUGCCCCGGGUGCGCCUGAUCCGCACCCAGAAGCGGGAAGGGUUGGUGCGCGCCCGGCUGAUCGGAGCCACCUUCGCCACCGGCGAAGUCCUCACCUUCCUGGAUUGCCACUGCGAGUGCGUCCCUGGAUGGCUGGAGCCCUUGCUAGAACGCAUCGCCCAGAACGAUUCCGUCGUCGUCUGUCCGGUGAUCGACACCAUCGACUGGAAUACGUUCGAGUUUUACAUGCAAUCCGGCGAGCCCAUGAUUGGUGGCUUCGACUGGCGGCUCACCUUUCAGUGGCAGGUGGUUCCUCCCUACGAGAGGCGGCGCCGGAAGUCCAAAGUAGAUCCCAUCCGAUCCCCCACCAUGGCCGGCGGCCUCUUUGCCGUCAGCAGGAAAUACUUUGAGUACCUUGGCACAUACGACACUGGUAUGGACGUCUGGGGCGGUGAGAACUUGGAACUCUCUUUCCGUGUCUGGCAGUGCGGCGGUGUCUUGGAAAUCCACCCGUGUUCCCACGUUGGACACGUCUUUCCGAAACGGGCCCCGUACGCCAGGCCUAACUUUCUACAGAACACCGCCCGGGCUGCCGAAGUCUGGAUGGACCACUACAAAGAACAUUUCUACAACCGGAAUCCUCCGGCGCGUAAGGAGAACUUUGGCGACCUCACCGAACGGAAACUAUUACGGCAGCGUCUGGAGUGUCAGAAUUUCGACUGGUAUUUAAAAACCGUCUUCCCCAAUUUACACGUCCCGGAGGAUCGGCCAGGCUGGCAUGGCGCCAUCCACAACCUGGGCAUCUCUUCCGAAUGUUUGGAUUACAACUCGCCAGAACACAAUCCCACGGGGGCUCACCUGAGCCUUUUCGGAUGCCAUGGCCAAGGCGGCAACCAAUUCUUCGAAUACACGUCCAACCUGGAAAUCCGUUUCAACUCGGUGACCGAACUCUGCGCCGAAGUGCCAGAGCAGAAGGAUUUCGUCGGCAUGAGAAAUUGUCCGAAGGAUAAGUCCCCCGUGCCGGAAGUCAUAAUAUGGCAUUUUAAAGAAGAUGGCACAAUCUUCCACCCACACUCCGCCAAAUGUCUGAGCGCUUACCGUACACCAGAGGGUCGCGCGGACGUAAUCAUGAGGACGUGUAAUCCGUCAGAUAAAAACCAGCUCUGGAGGUUCGAAAAAUAGACCCGGAUCGUGGCCUAAAAACAUAAUUCCUGGCAAAUCUAAAGUUUGGGCCUCUUGAAAUUGUCAAGAUUUCCAGAUGAAAUCUUGAUUGGUUGGUUAAAAAGUGCCUUUUUUUCCUAAACUGAGAGAUUGGCAGAACGCAACGACACUUCGAACACAAGUUGAAGUGUGUUCAUUCUGCACGGACUAUGAUCCUCGGGACCGUCCCGGGAAUGGGCUAAAUUCGAGGGAACUAAGGACAGCACAAUAAUUGUUCCGUUUUUAAGAUUUGCUAAAGGAUGAGCAAAGUUACAAAGUUGAGGUUUUUCUGAAGCUGGAUCACAAGCAUUGCUUUCAAGUGAUGUUUUCCAACCUUGGCAACUUUAAAAUGUGUGGACUUCAACUCCCAGAAAUCCAUUUCAACAACUUCCCAUGAUUCCACUUCAAUGUGUCUGGCUGGGGAAUUCUGGGGAGUUGAACUCCACGCAUCUCAAAAGUUUGGGAAAAACUAUAAAGAAUUAUGCUUUAACAAAUGUGCCGAAAUGAAACUUACGGAAUUAGGGAAUUCCUUAUUUUAGGACGGAGUUUUAAUUCCUCUCUUUCGCUCAACACACCUCUCUCCUCGUUAGAUUUAAUGUUUAACAAAUAUUUAACUAGUGUUUAGUUAAAUGGGUUAAACAAGAAUUUCACUAGUGUUUGGUUAAACUGGGUAGAUUGUUUAAAUUGGGUAACCAAUUGUUGGGCUAGCAUUUGUGUCGUGAUUAAAUUGGUUAAAGGAGAGUUUAGUGUUUGUGUAAAUUGGUUACACAAAUGUUUGGUGGAAGACUGAAAUAUUCUAAACACUCAUUUUUAAUAAGAGCGCAACUAGGGCCUUCUGUGGGGGAAGGGGAAAUUAAAAAGCAAUAAAAGAUUGGUUAAUAUUUCUAAUCAAUCCCAAUGUGAAAUUGAUUUGGGAAAGCAGGCAGAAAUAAAGCCAGUUUUAAAUGAGAUAAAAGCCAGAAAACAUUAAUGCUAAAUUUCAAAAGCUCCAGUUUGCAAGUUAUUAUUAUUAUUAUUGUAUGUGGAAAAAACCUGGGAUUAACCAACUCUGCCUGUUUAGACAAUCAAUCCCUUUUUAAGGCAGAGGGAGGGGGAAAUUGUGGCCAGGUUCUUCAUGCAUCACACCUUAUGAUAAACAUUUUGCUUUCCUUGAGGCCUAGAAACUUUCCUUUGAAAAGGUUACUUAUCUUGAGCUGGGGUUUUAAGGCGGCGUUCUACGUCCUCCUUAGCUACGUGGCAGAUCCGUGAGUAAGGAGUGGUAGUAACCCGUGAGGACUUGUUUGUUCCCAAGGUUGAAAUCUCGUAACUUGUACCAAUGCUCUAAAAAAAAAGGACAUUGGAUGGUUAAUUCCAUUUGCCAAAUAUCCAAAUGCCCUCGCCAACCAAAUCCGGGUGGUGGCCAAAUUUUUAAAUUUUUUAUAUUAAACUAAAGGGAAUUUCACAGCUCGAUCUUGGCGGGGCUAAAAGAGAAACAGGAAAAUUUCAAAACAUCACCAUAAAAGCAUAGAUGAGUCAUCAUCAGCCUUCAAUGUCAGAGGUUCAGGAAAUUUUUUAUGAACUGUCAAUAGAGCAGAAGAAAGAACAAUCCCAGAGUUGUAAGGGACCUUGGAGGUCUUCUAGUCUAAUAAUCUAGUAAAUAGAUUUUUAAAUAUUAUUUUUCAGUACAUAGGUGACAGAGAUGGAAGGAAGCUUUCAAAUCAAGUGCUGAUUAAAAAUAUAUAUAUUUUUAAGAUUAUUUGUUAAUGUGAAGGUGAUGGAGAGGAAAGAAUAUUUUCGAUCCGUUUUCACUCGCAGGGUUGGGAGUACAGUAAAGAAUUUUUGCAAUUAUUCACCAGAAAUAAGACAUAACUCUAGAAUUAAGUCGCUUGAAUUUCUCCUAAGGGGGUGAAAUUUUAGGAACUUCGUUCAGGAGGACUUUUGGUGAUAGGGCAAAACGGUCCUCCUUUCCUUCUCUUAAUCUUUUUUUUACAAAAGCUUCUGGGUUUUUUCUUUUGGGAUUUGAUAGCCUGAGACAAACGCAAUCAAAUUGUCUGAUUUAUUAGGGAAGAAAAUACCUUGGUUUACCUAGGUUGUCCUAUGCACUUCUGUCUAUGGCUAUGCCAAUAAAAUUAUUUGAUGCUUUAGCACUGAGUUGGUGGGGAUUAAAACUUGCAAAAUUUGUGUCUUGAAAACUCACAAGUGGCCUUGGCUACUGGCAGAAGGUGUCACGUGAAUUACGGCCGUGUUAGCUAUGCAAUUAUUCCUUUCGCCUGUUUGCCUUAUCGCACGUUUUUUUUUUAAAAAAUCCAUAUUUUUAAAAUGCAAAACUUGUAUAUGUGCCUAGUUUAAAAUAGAUUUUGGGAGAAAUUCUGCCUGCUGAGCAGAAAACCCAGAGGGGCCAAUAUAUAUAUAUAUAUCUAUAUAGAAUAUUUUAACUAUGCAUAGUUCUAAAUCCAUUUAGUAUAUAGAAGAUGUCCCAGCUUUAUAAAGUUGAUUGCAAGGAAAAUAUGCAAUAAAAAGGUGUUGUUUUGCUGUGCUCAAAAGCACAGACCCCCCAGCAGCAAAUUUGCAAUAAUUGUUCGGAAUAGCAGGCACGCGUGUCUGUUAAAAUUUUGUAAAUAUUUUUUUUUGUGCGGAGAAUUUGCACUGGCAAUCUUUUUAAUUUUAGCUACGGCAUUGUUUGUAAGUAAAAGUUCAGAAAGCAAUAAUGGUUGGUGAGUUUUUAAAUUGUUUUAUAGCUCGCAAAAAAGCAAGGUACUUGUGUUCUUUUAACAUUGAUAAAAUUAGAUUUGACUGAGAUAAAAUUUUGAUUUUACUGUAAGGCCUUGAUACUACUGAUUUUUUCCCCAGAUCUGUCUUUAGGGACUUGAAUGAUUUGAUAAGUACAUUUUUUGCGAUAAGUGGUUUGAAAUGAGAAAAAUAAAAAUUCCAAUUAAACCUGUGGUUGUAAGCUGA
Messenger RNA from Thamnophis sirtalis, 4723 nucleotides. RefSeq names its product polypeptide N-acetylgalactosaminyltransferase 4 (gene GALNT4). The record is from RefSeq and is a predicted model, not a curated record. Gene Ontology annotation, biological process: protein O-linked glycosylation. Gene Ontology annotation, cellular component: Golgi apparatus. NCBI's taxonomy places the organism in Eukaryota, Metazoa, Chordata, Lepidosauria, Squamata, Natricidae. Gene Ontology annotation, molecular function: polypeptide N-acetylgalactosaminyltransferase activity.